Messenger RNA from Brassica oleracea var. oleracea, 1968 nucleotides. RefSeq lists its product as uncharacterized. The record is from RefSeq and is a predicted model, not a curated record. The transcript has 4 exons. NCBI's taxonomy places the organism in Eukaryota, Viridiplantae, Streptophyta, Magnoliopsida, Brassicales, Brassicaceae. The coding region runs from base 1 to 1968 and encodes 655 amino acids.
AUGGCAAAAACCAACCGUGGUGAGCUUAAGAGUACCAAUGACAGUGAGCUUCCUUGGAUGGCGAAAGGUAGCAAAAGUUCAACAUGGCGUGACGAGAAAGUAAUUGUACGAGUUGCAGACUCAGAUGUUGAGAACAAAGACAAGAGUUCAUCAGGCACAAUAGCAAAUGAGUCAGAGCCUGGAAAGUUUCUACGCCAGCAUGUGGCAGAAAGAGUAAGGCGUGUUCCAAUGAAGAAGCGGGGAAUGAUGGUUGCCUCCCCGUCACCAAGAGAGUCAUGUGGUCGACGUGGAAUCGCAGAACAUGGGCCGGAGAUCAACCAUGUUUGGAAGUUAAACCCAAAGAAUGACAGCAGUGGUCCUGAAUUUUCUGGUAUUGCGUUACUUGCGGAUGCUGCGUGUAAUUUGAGCAAUGAUCUUGCACCAGCUGUUGACCGUCUGCCUGCUGAAGAACCUGUUGUUCAGCAGCAAGAUGGCUCGACCAUAUUGCCCCAUGCGGUUGGUUCCACAGAUCAGGUGGGGCAAGGCAAAAAGGAUAAUGCAGCUCCUGAAAAAUCUUCGUUUGAUUUGGCUGAUGAGAAGGGCAUAGCGAGCGUAGGAGGGAUGAUAAUAGCUACUAAGGGAGCAAGUGAAAGUGAAAAUUUAGCACCUGAUAGUGGAGUUGUCAUAAAGUCAGAUAAAUCAUCAGUCAGUGAACCCACUGAGAAAAAGAAUUUAAGGUUACACUGGGACUUAAAUGUUUCUAUGGAUGCUUGGGGUCCACCUUGUGAUGUAGAAGAUGAUGCCUCUGAAAAAGAUGUGAAGGGAGCAAUCACAAAUCCAAUGCCUCCUAGAGAGAGCGAACCUAUUGAUGGGUUUGUUGUAUCAGCUGGGCAAGAAAAGUUUUCAUCAGCAUGUGGUCCUAAGGCUGAAGCAGCUGCUAGAAAUGGAAAUAAGUUCAAAUCUGGUUAUAAUUCCCCGCUUGAGGAUGGAGAAUUAAGGGAGCCAUACCGUAGGGGAAAAAAUAAGGUUGAAGAUGAAGGAUUCUUCUCUAUGGCUGAAAAUAAUGACAACAAGAUGAAUGAUUCUGGUAAGAGAAUCUUGGCAGAGACUAAGUUGGGACCAUUAGAGCGUAAAUCUCAUGAUGCAUUGAGAAUUGGAGAGGCUCAUGACAGAAGGGACGUAGAGAAGAAUGAUGUGGCUCACAUGAAUGAUUUGCAUCUUAAGAAGCGGUCUUCUUCUUCUUCAAGGAGGUUUGUGUCGAAACCAUCUAAGGAGUUGCCUUCGCAUGAUGCCAUCCCAAGGACAAAGAGUUCUGGUAGAGGAUACUUUAGUGGUUCGGGUUCCAGACCUCCCUAUGUUCUCAAGCCUCCACACCCUGAAAAUCUAGGUAUGAUGGGCGGCUUUGAUCAUUCAGGAUCAGGGUCCGGACAAGGAUCACAACCCGAUGGUUAUGUACGUAAGCGUUUCUCAAAUGGGGGAUACCGCGGUGGUCGGUUUAGAAGGUCUUCAAAUGGUGGGGAUCGUGUAUUGAGAGGCAGGCACGGUGAUAACAACCAGUUUUAUGGUCGGAUGCACAACUGGAUGAGUGGUAAUAGGAGAGGAAGAGGUAACUCUCCGGUCUUUAGGAGAUCUAGAAGUCGUUCUCCAGUCCCGUGGAACGGUGGAGAUAGAUUAUCUCAUCCUCAUGAUGAGUUUAGAGCCGAGGAGAGGAUGAUGGAGAGCAUGAGGUUUUCUUUCCAGGAACGGUUUUUUGAAGAUCAAGAAAUAGGUUUCAUGUCACCUCCUAGAAACAGAAUGCCGCCGACGAGAUUCGAUGAAAGGAGGAGCCAUGAUUCUGGAACGAAUCACGCCAAAGAAGAUGAUGUGGAAGAUAGCGCUGGCGGAAACAAUUUUGAGAUGAUGCAGGAGCAAACUAGGCGGGCUGACGUCACGGAAGAUGGCGGUGAUGAUGUCGCCGGUUCAGGUUUCGCAAGAGAUUCGUGGGUGUAA